Molecule: messenger RNA, 1323 nt
Organism: Aspergillus nidulans FGSC A4
Lineage: Eukaryota; Fungi; Ascomycota; Eurotiomycetes; Eurotiales; Aspergillaceae
Exons: 8
Coding region: 1-1323 (440 amino acids)
Source: RefSeq, a predicted model, not a curated record
AUGGAAUCCCCCGCCAUCCAAACCCCGCUUGAUCCGAAAGAGCAACCGAUCUUGGAAUCUGUACUUCGCAUUCGCGACGCGCUUUAUCUGCUGAAACAAGACAAAUCGUCGUAUAUUAGAUCUCGUGAUGUCCUUCCUCUUUACGAAGAGGUGACCAAGGAGAUAGAAAAGCUCAAUGCUGUUCGGAAAGACCAAAACCGUCGUCUGGCCCAUAAUCGCUUGGAUUACGUAUUGGAUGACUGUUUUCAAUUGAUCUCGCUUCUAUUCUUGACGGUUGGGAGGAACAAUGAGGCCCCGGCAGUAUACUCCCUUGCAGCCACAGUACAACGACUUCUUGACCAUCUGGAAGAAGCCGGCUUUUACAGUGCGAAAGACCUAAGCUCGAUUACAACAACUCUCGCAGGAAUGCGCGAAACCCUGGAUCGUGGCAAAGAAGCCCACUCGCCCGCCUUGUUGACUCUCCUGGAAAGUCGCCUGGACAAGUGCCAGAUCAAGCUCGAGAAAUUGCAAAGUGAGCUGACCAAACUGAGCCCGGAGCUCGCUUCAACGCAUGAAACCCUAGUAUCUGUUCUUCGAUCAACCGCAGCCGUUAAUACUCGUUCGAAGUUCUCUGCCGCAGAAGUGAACGGGCUUCGGGACCAACUGAAAAGAAUCGAAGAUUCAAUGAAAGACGGCAACUUCGUUGACGCCAACGGGAAUGUACUAGAUAACCAGGAAGAAGUCAAAUUGCUUCUGCAACGGUGUUGGCGCUGGACUGAGAUAGUGCUGGAACGUGAGGGUAAAAUUGAUGAGAGAUUUCGAGAACAGUAUGAGCGACUACUCGAUAUUCGAAACCAGCUGGAUCGGCUCUCUGUCACACAAGCGUGGUCUCUCCGCGAAACAGAUCUGUUCGUUUACCAACGUAAACUUGACCGAAUUGAUGAAGCAAGGGUAAAUGGCAACUUUGUCGACGCUGAGGGAAAGCCAGCAGAUCUUCAUGCACAGCGGACUCUCCUCUACUUGAUUCGGAGAAGCUAUGCGUACAUUUAUGCACUUCUCAUCUCCUCAGAGCCUGUCUCAGAAGCACUAUUACCCGUAUACAAUCAGCUCCAAACACUGCGGCGCUGUCUGCUAGAGGUCAAAGAAUCCGGUGGUGUAUCCAACUCGCGCGAACUCUAUCCAUAUAGUAUGAAGCUCAAUUCAAUUGACAACAUGCGCGUUGACGGUAAAUUCUACAUUGGCAAUGACAUCCCCGAGGGACAAGGUGGAGUGAACGCCUUGCUUGCCGAAUGCUACGACCUAGUUUGGGAAUUGCGGGCCGCGGUGGCGGACGACAAGGAGUAA